Molecule: messenger RNA, 3426 nt
Organism: Tetranychus urticae (two-spotted spider mite)
Lineage: Eukaryota; Metazoa; Arthropoda; Arachnida; Trombidiformes; Tetranychidae
Source: RefSeq, a predicted model, not a curated record
AAUCAAGACUUGCAUCAAUUAUAAUAUUUCAUCUUUGGGUUAGUAAAGUUGAAUAUCAACAGAUUUCUAGAGCUCUUUUUCAAACACAUUGAGAAAUUAAAAUAUCAAUACGAAUAACAAGAAGAUUAUUAUUAUUUAUAAAUGAUAUCAUAAAUUAUUGGACAACAUUAAUAUCAUGCUAUAUAAAUCAUUGUAAUUUAAAAGAAACAAUCAUGUUAAUGGCUUCUAAGGCAUUUUUGGUUUCUUGUUGGGUUACAUUGACAUUAAGUCUCACACUGAUUGACCAGAAAUGUACAUUUAUGUACAUAUUAAUAAUGUAAUGGACUUACUGAUGGAAGAUGAUGAUGAUGAUGAUGAUGAUAAUGAUGAGGUGCAAAGAGAGGAAGAAAAAAUAACACAAAAUAAGAAACGUAAAAAUCAAAGUACAUCUAAACAAAGUUGUUGUUGGUUAUGGACUUAAUUUUCAUAUUUUAUAAUAAUAUUCAUGCCCGAGAAAUGUUGCCAAGGAAACUCAAUGACAAAUAACCCAAAACAAUUGAAUAUGAAUUGAACCGGAGUUUUGUUUUCUUGUACAUUAGUUUGGAUUCACAAGGAGACUCGUUUUUUAACCUUUACCUUUUACCAAUAACCACAUUAGACUUUUAUCGUUGAUCCAAUUGUUGUUUUUUUAAAAUGUUAACCUUUAAUGUCAAUCCUUUAGUUUUCUGGUAAAACAAAGAAAACCGUUGGUUUGACCGAUUAAUCAUGCCUUACCAGUUUCAACUUUUACCGGUUAACAAAGGCUCUUACUCAAUGUUGCUUUAUUUUACUCGCUUGUGAUUUUACUUGGUGCUUCUUGAUUGUUAAUUGUUUUAUUGUUGAUUUUGACCCAACUGUUGACUCAAUUGUCAACUAACUGUUUAAAAAUGAGAUUAAUUUAUAAAUUAAUGUAAAAAGGCGGUUAUUUAUUGAAUCUAUUGCUUUUUACAAUCUCUCAAAGUGUGAGAGAAAGCCAGAGUUGCCAUUUUGGAUUUACUUAAACUCUUUUGGUUACUUUUAACACUACAAUUUGGAUUAAGAUGACCGCCAUAGACAAUUAUGCUGAUUCUUCAUCAGAUAAAGAGCAACUUAAAUCGUCACCAGCUGAAAGUGUCACUGAAUCAUCUCCUGAUUUACCAAUAGAAUUGAAAGCAUCUCCUGUAGCUAGUGAAUUUGAUGCUAUCAAUGUUGUUGUACGUGUCCGUCCUAUUCAUGGAAAUCGAGGUUCAGAGAAAAAUCGAGAUACUUCAUUAUUCCCUGCUGCUGGACAGAUUCAGGUUAAUGAUCCAAUAUCAAACACAACUCGAUCAUUUACAUUCAAUGUUGUCUUUGAGCCUGAAGCAACUCAGGAGGAAAUUUUUGAACAUUCAGGAGUUAAAAGGUUGAUUGACAUGGCCUUAGAAGGGUUUGCUUGUACAAUAUUUGCUUAUGGUCAAACUGGUUCAGGGAAAACCUUUACACUUUGUGGUAAUUAUUAUGAGGAUUUCAGUGACGAGAAGAACAUCGGUGAAAAGAAAAUUCUUGGCAUAAUUCAAUUGAGCUUCGCAUAUCUUUUUGAGCAAAUCAAAUUAAAAAAGGAUCGAGGAGUUUAUUACGUUGUUACAGCUUCAUAUUUAGAGGUGUACAAUGAACAGGUUUUAGAUUUAUUGAAUCCAUCGACAAAAAGCCUCAAUGUUCGUUGGUCCAAAGACAGAGGAUUUUAUGCCGAAAACCUUUUUAAAGUUGAAUGUGAAGAUAUUGGCGAUCUUGAAGGUGUCUUGGAGGAAGGAACCAAAAAUCGUCAAGUUCGAUCCCACAUGAUGAACGAGAAAUCAAGUCGAAGUCAUUCCUUAUUGACCAUUUCAUUGGCAUCCGAAACUCAAGACCCGGAAGAUCCACAGGGUUAUAUCCGAAGAGAGGGUCGACUGUGUCUGGUUGAUCUUGCUGGUUCAGAGAAGACUAAGCGUACUCAGAGUAAAGGCGAUACUCUGGUUGAGGCCAACAAUAUUAAUCGAUCCUUACUCGUCCUCGGCAAUUGUAUUUCAGCUUUGGCAUCGCCUAAACGCAGAGCGGGACACAUUCCCUACAGGGAUAGCACAUUAACUAAAUUACUGGCUGAUAGUCUAUCUGGAAGUGGAAUGACAUUAAUGGUUGCCUGUGUUUCCUCGUCACCUGAAGAUGCCUCAGAGACAAUAAACACUUUGAGAUAUGCGGCCCGAGCCAAGAAAGUGAAAACCAACCCAAUUGUCCGAAUGGAUCCCCGAGAACUGUUGAUAUUGUCCCUGAAACGAGAAGUUAGAUUGCUCAGAAUGGAAAAUAUCUACCUUAGACAACAGAUGCAGUUUGAUGGUGGGCCACUUGGCUUAAGGAAAAUUGAUAAACCAACGAGUCCAUUAAGGGGUAUCGCGGUGAUUGGCAAUAUGGUCAAAAAUGGCCUUCGAAAGACAAGAUUCAAAUGGAGGAAACGUUAAUGACAAUCCUAAAGUGAAUAUUUAUUGAAAUUGAAGGAGGAUUCAGACAAGAUUCAAUACUGAGUUAACCAGAUUUUUUUGGUUCUUUCUUUAUCUUCACUUUCACCAUCUAUUCUCGUUAACACUCACGCUACUAUACACGCUUACAUACACACACUAUCACACUUUCAUUUACUCGGUUGGAUGAAAUUCAAGAAAAGAUGAGAAUCAGUUGACAGAAAGGCACAUUUUUCCACUGAUUCAAAUGAGAUAUUAAAGUGUGCUAUUUUUUAAUAACCAAAAAUUAUAUAAAUAUUACAAAAAUGUAAUCUUUAUGUACAUUGGUUCAGCUAAAGUAUAUUAAUAUUUAAUACAAUGUCUAUGAGCGUAGGUUGAUCUAGUUUUGUUGAUAUAUUUUUUGAUUAAAAAAAUCUAUAUUUUUCUCGUUGAUCACCAAGAAAUAUGAAAUGUUUAACUUUAUAAAUCAUUGAGAUUUGAAAUUUUAUUUUUAUUUUAUGAGUGACAAAAUUACCUCAAUAAUCACACAGAGUUACUGAUUGUGUAAAAUUUGUGCAUUUCAGGCCUACGCACAACUCAAGAGUCGAGUGAAUUAAGCAAAUUUAUGAUGUAAGUUAACCUAAUCAUUGUUGGCAAUCAAAAUAAUUUAAUUGUAUUUUUCUCAUCUUUUCAUCACAAUUUCAUUCAACCUUGGAACAUAAUUCAGUGAUGAAUUUAAUUUAUUGAUCAGCAAAGGGAAAAUGUUUUUCCUUUGCUCCACAUUCAAUCAUUUUAUUUUUGAUAUGCUUUCAGCUUGAAACAGCUUUCAGACUGAAAUGGGAAACCAAUGAUUCUGGGUCACAGAAUCUCAGACAUUCAGAAUCUUUUGGUGACUCAAGAAGACGAUUGGUUGCAAGCAAAAAUUAGCUUAAUGUAAAUUACGCACAUUCAACUUUUAAUCAAUAAUGAAGCAAACCCAAAU